CGCCGCUCAGGACAGUGGAAGCUGUCGAGUUCCAGGACGAUGGCACCUCCGAGCGGAUCGGCGGCAUACAAGAAGAAAGAUGGCACCCUGACCAUGUCUCAGGACUGCCAGUCCAUCUCGUGGAUCCCUGCGGCUGGCGGCGCUACUGGAACGAUUACGAUUCCAGUUUCUCAGAUCACUAAUCUACAGCAAACCCCGGCUAGUAACCCCAAAGUUAUGCUCAAGGUCUUCGUUCUUCCUCCCAACACGCCGAAUGAUUCUCCAGAUCAAUACGUCUUCUCCUUUACGGCCGGGGCCAACGCCCGAGCGGAAGCGAACGCCAUCAAAGAUGCACUCAGCACCGCCAUCCAGGCCGCCAAAACCGCGGCGAGCGCGACCCCGACUCCGACACCCGGUCGGACAGGAACCCCCGCCGGCGGGGAAGGGAUGUCAGCCGCUAUGGCGAUCGCGAGCGCGGUGUCCUCGGCCGGGCAGGCCCCAAAACCCUGGGAUGACGACCAGCGGCUCAAGGCGGACGUGGAGCUGCAGCAGUCGCUGCUCAAGGCCGAUGCGAGCCUGCAGCGCAUGUUUAUGGAAUCGCUGCACACCAAACCAGAUACCCUGUCCGCCUCGCAGUUCAUGUCGCAGUUCUGGUCGACGCGGCUGCACCUGCUGCGGGCGCACGCGAUCGAGCGGUCGCAGACGCGCGGCUCGUACAACGUGCUGUCGUCGCUGAAGCCGCGGGUCGAGGACAACGUGACCAAGCUCAAUAUCAGCAAGGAGCAGAUCCAGCUCAUUUUCAGCCAGCAUCCGCUUGUGAAGAGGGUAUAUGAUGAGAAUGUGCCGAAGCUGAGCGAGCAGCAGUUCUGGUCGCGGUUCUUCCAGAGUCGACUGUUCAAAAAACUGCGCGGCGAGCGCAUCUCCGAGAACGAUGCGACGGAUGCCAUUCUCGACAAAUAUCUGCGCGAGGACGAGCAGGCGAAUCCCGAGCGGGAGGCUCACGUGCCGCACUUUUUGGAUCUGGCGGGGAACGAGGUCAAUCACAGCCAGCGGCGCGGGAAUCGGCCGGAUCUGGACAUGCGGCCGUCUGGGGUGGACAAGGUGCCCAUCAUUCGGACGCUCAAUACGCUGAGCGAGAAGAUUAUGGCGAAUGUAGCGCCGGUGGAUCGCGACCCGUCGGCGCCUGUCGGUAUUGACGAGGAGACGUACAAUGAGCUGCAGUUGCGGGACUUGCGCGGGGACGAUGAACAGAACAGGAUUCUACUGAAUAUCCGGGAUCAGAGUCGGUUUUUCUCGCAGGCCAAAGUAACCGAAGAUGAGCAGAGUCGGCUAUUUGCCAAGCAGGAUCCCGACCAGAUCCUCCGUGAUCUACGCGUCCAGAUCGACCGGGACCUGCCGACCGAUGGGACAGCGCCAUUGGGAAAGCUUGUGGAGCCAGAGGAACUUGAAGAUGAGGACGAGCAGAAACAUGAUCAGCGGGCCGGAUCGCAGGCCAACUUGCAGCGCGCAUCGAAGCAGAUCCUUGAUGCCAUCCGCGACCGGCGCAACCAGACGGAGGCGACAUCCUCCGGGGGACCAUCGCUUGUGGAAUCGCUGAACCGGGCCAUGGAACGCAUUCAGUCUGUCGCAAACGACGCCGAGGCGGAGCGCCAGGUGGAAGUAAACCGACUCAAGCAGCAUGCGCGCGAGGUGCUAGAGGCUACGGGCAAGAAGAUCCGCCUCAAUCUUGCGGGAGUUACAGGUGGAGAGAAGGCCAUCAAGCAGUUGCUGGGGCCCACCAUCCGAGCAUUGGAGACUGCUCUAGCUAAGUACAAUACGGCAUACACUGAAGAAAUGCAGCGGCUGCAAUCGCUGGAAAAUAGAUAAUGUAC
Aspergillus novofumigatus IBT 16806 is the source of this 1850-nucleotide messenger RNA. RefSeq names its product TFIIH subunit TFB1 family protein. Lineage: Eukaryota; Fungi; Ascomycota; Eurotiomycetes; Eurotiales; Aspergillaceae. The transcript is spliced from 3 exons. Bases 40 to 1845 code for a protein of 601 amino acids. Gene Ontology annotation, biological process: nucleotide-excision repair; transcription by RNA polymerase I; transcription by RNA polymerase II. The record is from RefSeq and is a predicted model, not a curated record. Gene Ontology annotation, cellular component: transcription factor TFIIH holo complex; transcription factor TFIIH core complex.